Molecule: messenger RNA, 2187 nt
Organism: Suillus clintonianus
Lineage: Eukaryota; Fungi; Basidiomycota; Agaricomycetes; Boletales; Suillaceae
Product: Choline/Carnitine o-acyltransferase-domain-containing protein
Exons: 13
Coding region: 1-2187 (728 amino acids)
Biological process (GO): carnitine metabolic process
Cellular component (GO): mitochondrion
Molecular function (GO): carnitine O-acetyltransferase activity
Source: RefSeq, a predicted model, not a curated record
AUGCCAGGGCUCGCGGAAGAACUUGGCGUCCUGACCCUUCCCAUGCAGUUCUUCUGUGAUGAUAGCGUCGGGUCUGACCUUGAGUCACUUGGUCAAUCGAAGACGGACUGGGAGCGCUGGAUUAGGUUUUCGGUGGCGAAUCACCCGGUGUAUACGGCGUACUCUCCCCUUUCCUUCUCUCUCUCUGCCACCGUCAUUAUGAUGGCAAGUCAAACAACAACCUUCCCCCCAAUUACUCCGCCCCCUGGAUGCACAUUUGCGAACCAGCAUACCCUGUCGAAGCUACCAGUUCCAUCUCUCGAUGACACUUGCAAGCGCUACUUAACCGCUCUUCGAGGUCUCCAGGAUGAUAAGGAACACGCUACCACUCAGCAUGCUGUUCGAACUUUCUUAGAUGGCGAAGGUCCCGCUCUGCAGGAGAGAUUGAAUGAGUGGGCUCAAGAGAAGGCGAGCUGCAUCCAGGACUUUUGGUAUGAAAGUUAUCUCUCGCACAGUGAUCCUGUAGUGCUCGCUCUCAACCCAUUCUUUGUCCUCGAGUACGUUUCAUGUGAUUUCAUUUGCCUUUCACAGCCCUCUCUAACACCACCGCCGGCAGGAAUGAUCCUACCCCACGGCGGAGCGCAGCUGCAAAAUGCUUGUGAGAAGGUUGCUCGCAUGGCUAUUGGCGUUCUCACUACUGAGAAUCGAAAGACUCGGUCUUCCCUUCGACAUGAACUCGCCCAGGACAAGACCAAUGCAGCUUGCUUGCGCCUGGUUGAUGAUGCCUUGUUGGUGGUCUGCCUGGAUGAUGCAGCCCCAGGCCGCGAUGGCGUCGGCGUGCGCGCUCGCGACAGCGAAAAGGGAGAAGACCUUGCUGCUCUAUGCAGCAAUUUCCUUUGCGGAACUUAUGACCUGCAGGAGGGCGUGCAGGUUGGCACGUGCACCAACCGGUGGUAUGACAAACUACAAAUCAUUGUGUGUGCGGAUGGUGCCGCCGGUAUCAAUUUUGAACACACCGGCGUUGACGGCCACACGGUUCUGAGGUUUGCCGCAGAUGUCUUCACUGAAGGCCUAAUGCUGCUUGCACGCUCAAUUAAUCCCUCUGCACCCACACUACACCAAAUCAUUGAUAUCCUCUCAUAUGAUACCUCGCCUGCUAAACUCAUGUGGACCCUGACUCCCUCAAUUCGAGUCGGCAUUUGGUAUGCUGAGACGCGGUUGAGUGACCUUAUAUGUCAGAAUGAUUGUCAGGCGUUCGAGUUCAAGGGCUAUGGAAAGAAUUUCAUCACGAGCCAUGGUUUCAGCCCUGAUGCCUUCGUGCAGAUGGCUUUUCAGGCGGCAUACUUGGGACUUUAUGGGAGAACGGAAUGCACUUAUGAACCUGCGAUGACGAAGGCCUUCCUUCAUAGGAGGACUGAAGCGAUCCGGACAGUGCAACCGGAGAGCGUCGAAUUCACCAAUGCAUUUUUCUCAGAGUGUUUACCUGACGAGAAGAUCCGCAAAUUGUGCAAGGCCUGCGAGCGACGCGUAAAGCUUACGAAGGAGUGUAGCGAGGGAUUGGCCAAGACCGGUCGGUUCUCCUGUUUUAACUUGAUUUCAGUAACAGGAAACCUCGAUCCAUCUCCUGACGAUCCAAUCCUGAACGGCGGUACUCAGAAGAAUGCCCUCCCGUCAAUCUUCGCUGACCCGGGCUGGAAUCUACUCAGUACCUCUAUCUUGUACACCUCAAACUGCGGAAACCCCGCGUUGCGCCUUUUCGGAUUCGGGCCUGUUGUGGCUGACCGGUAUGGCAUUGGGUAUAUCAUCAAAGAGAACGGGAUAAGCGUCAUUGCUUCAUCAAAGCAUCUACAGACGCGUAGAUUCCUGGAUACGCUCCAAGGAUAUCUGUUAGAGGUUCAGAAGAUCUUAAUCCAGCUCCAUCGCUCCGCAAAUGAACGCCCUGCCCCAUUUGUUGAUCACGCUGGCAUCCUCCACGACUCCAAGACUGGUCGGCCGAUUAUUAACGGCCACGGUUACGGAUCAGAAGAAUCGGGGAGCGACUACAAGGAGUCAUUUGGUUAUGCGCAGCUUUUCGUAAGCUUACUGAUACUUGUAUUCUUAGCCGGGUAUUCGUUCUUUGAUAGUGGUGAUAUCGAUCUGCUCGGACGCCGCAAGAGAAGUCCUCCAUAUGCGAAUAUUGGAAAAGUCCUCCCUCUGUCCGAUUAUUGA